Messenger RNA from Papilio xuthus (Asian swallowtail), 1388 nucleotides. RefSeq names its product serine protease inhibitor 32 (gene serpin-32). The record is from RefSeq and is a predicted model, not a curated record. NCBI's taxonomy places the organism in Eukaryota, Metazoa, Arthropoda, Insecta, Lepidoptera, Papilionidae. Bases 176 to 1363 code for a protein of 395 amino acids. The transcript has a single exon. Gene Ontology annotation, molecular function: serine-type endopeptidase inhibitor activity.
AUCGAUAUAAACUCGUCCCAUACGCGAGGUGGGCUAGUAGCGGCAAUACCACGCGCUUCGUCGCUUCAAAAAUACUCGUACAUUGUACAUUCGUGAGAAGGUCUUCAUUGAAAUUGAUAGAAUAGCGCCUCACCGUAACAGUAUUGUAUACGACUCGGCCCUAUCUAGUCGCGCGAUGUGGAAAGUAAUCACCUUAGUUAGCUUCGCAUUAGCAGCACCAAGAAAAGACCUGGAUUAUACAUCUUUGAACACAUUCUCCUUGCAACUUCUUUAUAAUACAUACGCGUUCCAAGAGAGUUAUGGAGAGAAGAACGUAGUCAUAUCACCACUAUCAAUUUGGAGCAUGUUCACUUUACUAACGGAAGGAUGCUCCGGUGAGACUUUCAAUCAGCUUAUGAAAGAACUACGACUACCGAAUGAUGUGAGAGCAACCACGGCUCUUCAUUUAGCGGUUUCUAAUCUGCUGCUGCGUAAAGACCAAGACGUAAUCCUAGAUGGAGUAUCAGGAUUAUUUGCUGAUUACAAUUUAAAUAUACAUCAGGAAUUCUGUCAGUACGCUAAGAAUUUCGACACACAAGUUUUUGUUGUUGAUACUAGUAAUGAAACAUUACUAGCUGAUGAUAUAAAUAAUUUUAUUUGCAAAGUGACUCGUGGAAGAAUACAAGAAGCGGUUAAUCCUAGUGUUUUAGAAAAUUUGAGAAUGAUUCUAGUCGAUGGAUUGUAUUUCAAGGCGAAUUGGACGUAUCCAUUUGAUUCGACGCAAACAAGAGAAGAAGCAUUUUAUAACCAUCAAGGUAAAAUGAUUGGAUCUGUUAACAUGAUGUAUCAUAAAGCACCUCACAAUAUUGGAGAUUCACCUUUAAUUGGAGCUCAAAUACUUGAAAUGCCAUAUGGUAAGGACGAGCAACUAUCCAUGUUAAUACUCCUACCUUUCGAUGGUAUGCCACUGCAAAUGUUGUUAGAAAAUCUAUCAAGACAACCUCUUACAUGGAUGAAUGACAUCCUUAACUCUGAAACAUUACCAGAAUUGGAUUGUUAUAUACCAAGAUUUAAAAUCACUUCGCAAUCCGAUAUGAUACCACCAUUAAUGUAUAUGGGUAUACGUAAUGUUUUUGAUAGUACUAAAGCACAGAUGCCUGGUAUAUCUGACAGUCCACUUUACGUAUCUAAGACCGUACAGAAUGUGAACAUUGAAGUGACAGAGGAGGGGACUGUGGCAGCAUCAUCAACUGUAGUUGGCUUAGAAGAUAGAAUUCUCUCGCAGAGAUUCGAAGCGAACAAAGAAUUUGUGUUUUUAAUUAGAGAGAGACAAUCUGGUGUCAUUGUGUUUGCUGGUGUUUAUGCUAAACCAUCUUUAGUGUGAUUAUUAAUAAAUAUUUUUUUGAUUU